AUGGAUAUUGGGGAUAAUGGUGGGGAUGCCGGUGGCUUUGAUGAAGUGGGGGCAACCCAGAAGCCUAGAGCCCUACCUGAAGACCUACCAAAAUCCUUAGAUGAUCGCAAGAGUGUGCCUUCUCACUUCACCCCUGAGACUGAGAUGUAUGAUGCGUGGCAAGGGCAAUCCCAAUUCCUGACGACCCCGGUCCUGGCAAAACCACUACAGUUUAACAACCUGUCAUUAGAUAGCGAUGCGUACGGUGAUGAUCUUGCCACCCAAAGAAUUGGCGAUAGCGACUCGAGAUUGAUGGAGAUGCUUGCUGCACAAGCAGCACAUCGAGAUGGCUCUGCAAGCGAGGACGAGAACGCAGUGGCUUCAGACGACAAGCUAUCAGAUGGGGAGAAGAGGGACAUCCUGCAGAAAGUCCUCAAUAUGGCCGCUAGCAAUGGAGAUGUCGAGCGGAUACAGCGGAUCCUGAAUGGGAAAGCAAAGGGAUUUGUGGAUAUAAAUGCGCCGGACGAGGAGGGUACCGCGCCUCUGAUUUAUGCGAGUUGCUUUGGGCACGAGGCUGUUGUUAAUGCCCUCGUCGACGCAGGCGCAAAUGUCGACCAGCAGGAUCGGAACCAAUGGAGUGCGCUUAUGUGGGCUAUGACGAAUCGGCACAAGGGCAUUGCAAAAUCACUCUUGGACCAUGGUGCAUCUCCGGAGGUCAAAUCCUCUUCUGGACGUACGGCAUUUGAUUUUGUUGCCCCUGACAGCGAAAUCUCGGGCUAUUUGCACGAUAGUGGAUAUCAUAUUGGAAGUGUUGGAGUCACAGAUGAUUUUUAUAACCCAGGAUUCUCGCAAGAUCGAUUCGAGGAGGAAAUGGCUGAAAAUGAGUUGAGACGACGCAUGAUGAUGGAAAGUGCUCGAGACUUGGAAGUUGACUUGGGGAACGUCGGUAUAGAUGAUCAACCAGAGUCACCGGGAGAGCUCGAAGAAGAAGCACAAGAAUUUGAUUGGACUAGAUGUCUACAUGACCAGAUGUUUGUGUUCCAGGAAAGCGAAUUGGGCCGGAUUCUGGAUAUCAUCAUUACCAACAUGACACCUCAGCGAUCUCCAUCACAAAAGCCUGUUCCCGCCAACAUGAUAUUCCUCAGUGCUCGAUAUGCCCACUACCAUGCGGACCAAAUGCUCCUUGCUCAACUGCUCACCACUGCUAUGGAUAAGAUCAACGAUGUUGUGGAAAAGAAUCAAUGGGACAUGACCAUUCUUGCGUUUUGGAUCUCUAAUGCGACGCUGCUUUUGCAUUAUCUUAAAAAGGAUACAGGUUUAUCCGAAUCGACCACAGAGUUCCAACUGCAACUGGCGGAACUCAUCAACGAAAUCUUCAUCUUGAUCAUAAGAGAUGCAGAACGCAGAAUGGACAAGGUUUUAGACUCCGCAAUGCUGGAUCAUGAAACUAUCCCGGGCUUUGAAGAUAUUGCGUUCCAGCAUGAAUGGAAAAUUUUCAAGAGGAAGAACACUGUGAAAGAAGAACCUGCUGAGAAACGGUUUCGGCCGCCUUCCCCAAAGCAGAGAGCCAAACCAUCACCACGAAACGUAACAUCACUUCUCUCUUCAACACUUUUCGUGCUGGAUUUAUACGACAUACAUUCCGUCAUAACCUCUCAAAUAUUAGCCCAGCUGCUCUACUGGCUUGGGGCGGAACUGUUCAAUCGUAUUAUGUCGAAUCGCAAAUAUCUUGCGCGAACAAAGGCAAUGCAGAUCCGAAUGAAUGUUUCGAGUCUCGAAGAAUGGGCCCGGCUGAACAAUAGGCAACCGGAACAUUAUGAGCAUGGCUCCAUGACCUCAACAGGCGAAGUCACAGUUGACGCGGCGCGAAGGCAUCUUGCGCCUCUGAUCCAGUUGCUGCAAUGGUUACAGUGCUUCUCAUCACUUGGAAUGGAUGAUCUGGAGGCGCUAGUUGGCACUCUGCAGCAACUUACACGGCUUACACCACAGCAGCUCAUUCAUUCCGUGAAGCAUUACCGGCCAGAAGUCGGAGAGAAAGGUCUCCCCAAAAGUGCCAUGAAGUAUUUGAUCAAUUUGCAAAGAGAGGCACAGCUGCGAAAGGAGCGGCAGAGGAUCUCUGCUGCAUCACCGAACACAACGCCAGUUAAGAAGGCCGCGAACGGGCAAGCGCCUGCAACUCCCGAUUCAAAUGCAACUACGUUGAAACCUGAGGAGCAGCUACCCGAGGAUGAAGAUGAUGCACCGGAGCACCUUCUUCUGGACCCAGCUCUCAUGCUCCCGUUCUCACUGCCCACGAGCACAGAUAUGCUUAUUAGUUAUGGCGCUGGGUUUGGGGGUCUAAACCGCGAGCGUGAGCGGAAAUAUAUCCCCACCGUCCCGCCAGAAUUCCUAGCAAAGCUCGAUCUGAAUGGAGGGCGUGCACAAUCGACGUACCAAGAACGAGAUUGGGCGAACGAAGAUAUUUAA
This is a messenger RNA of Venustampulla echinocandica, 2445 nucleotides long. Its product is annotated as Ankyrin repeat-containing protein. Gene Ontology annotation, molecular function: GTPase binding. NCBI's taxonomy places the organism in Eukaryota, Fungi, Ascomycota, Leotiomycetes, Helotiales, Pleuroascaceae. The record is from RefSeq and is a predicted model, not a curated record. The transcript has 4 exons. The coding region runs from base 1 to 2445 and encodes 814 amino acids.